Messenger RNA from Musa acuminata AAA Group (dessert banana), 847 nucleotides. Its product is annotated as peroxiredoxin-2F, mitochondrial. Gene Ontology annotation, cellular component: cytoplasm; mitochondrion. Gene Ontology annotation, molecular function: thioredoxin peroxidase activity. The record is from RefSeq and is a predicted model, not a curated record. Gene Ontology annotation, biological process: cell redox homeostasis; cellular response to oxidative stress; hydrogen peroxide catabolic process. The transcript has 5 exons. Lineage: Eukaryota; Viridiplantae; Streptophyta; Magnoliopsida; Zingiberales; Musaceae. The coding region runs from base 85 to 678 and encodes 197 amino acids.
AGCCGAACGUGUCCGUGGCGUAUAGAGAAGCCCUAGCGACACUCUGAACCGCAUUGGACGAGCGACUGAAGUAAUCGGGGGCAAAUGGCGUCGGCUUUGGCGAGGGCAAAGAGGACCUGCCGUCUGUCGGCGGCGGCGACGAUGGCUAUCCGCAGGGCGUUUGCGUCUGUCUCUGUGGGAUCCGACAUCGUCUCUGCUGCGCCCAAUGUUGCGCUCCAGAAGGCUCGUACUUGGGACGAAGGUGUCUCCUCCAAUUUCUCCACCACGCCUGUUAAAGAGAUCUUCCAGGGGAAAAAGGUGGUCAUCUUUGGCUUACCUGGUGCAUACACUGGUGUUUGUUCUGCACAACAUGUGCCUAGCUACAAGAACAACAUCGAAAAGUUCAAAGCUAAAGGAAUUGAUUCUGUGAUCUGUGUGUCUGUCAAUGAUCCAUAUGUUCUAAAUGGAUGGGCUGAAAAACUGCAGGCAAAGGAAGCAAUUGAGUUUUAUGGUGACUUUGAUGGGAGUUUUCACAAAAGAUUGGAGUUAGAUUUGGAUCUCUCUGCUGCUUUGCUUGGGCAUCGAUCUCAAAGGUGGUCGGCUUAUGUUGAUGAUGGUAAAAUAAAAGCGUUUAAUGUUGAGAAAGUUCCCUCAGAAUUCAAGGUCUCUGGUGGUGAGGUGAUCUUGGGCCAGAUAUAACCCAGUUGAAAUAUUACGCAUAUUUGACUUUUUUGUUAAAACUGAUGACUGUAAUUUCACGUGGACGUCUUCUUAAAUAAGUGAAUGUUUGAAAACAAAGUCUUUAAUAUGCAUCCCUUUCUGUACGAAGUCGAGAAGUGAAUAUUAAGGGUUAUUCUUUUUCUUAAAA